AUGGACGCCGUGCAAGACGCAUCUGGUGUCCAACUAGGUGUACAACCAGACACGCCUGCAGAGACGCCUGCAAGUACACCUUUUUUUGAAGCUCAAACAAACGAAGCAACACCAGAGCGAGCAAAAUCCCCAUCACCUUUGCCAUUACCACCAGCCCAGAAGACUCCAGACCUCAGCACCGCCGCCAUCCGCGAGCUGCAAAUCCACGAGCUCGCCGCCCUGGCUUCAUGCUUCCUCUUUCCCCUAAUAGGAACAUGGAUCCUUCAUAACAUCCGCUCCAACCUCUCGCGGCCUUCCGAAGGUCUCGUCUCAAACUACAACCUCACCAUCUUCCUCUUAGCCGCCGAGAUCCGGCCUUUGGCACACCUCCUUAAGAUGGUGCAGGCCCGCACCCUCCACCUCCAACGCAUCGUCGACUCAUCCCGCGACGCCGCCGACGUCGACGAAGCCGACAAAUUCGACCCCGCGCGAAUUACAGAUCUCUCUAAACGCCUCGAAGAACUCGAAGUGCACAUCGCUGAAACAGCCGCCGCGCGUCUCUCCAACCCCAAUCCUGAUCCAACAAACCCUAACUCCCCGCACGAGCCAAUAUCCCCCUUCUCAAAAGAAACCCAAGAAUCCUGCCAAUCACUAAUCACAACCGCGACCUCAAGCUUCCAAUCAGACAUCGACGCCCUCACCCGCGCCGUACGCAAGUACGAAAAACGGACGUCCCUCAUGGCCCACGAGACUGAAAAGCGUCUCCAGUUUCUCGAGUCCAAGGCGCGCGAGGCUCUCGCUCUCGCUGCGGCCGUGCAGCAGCAGUCCCUUGCGGAGGAAGAAGUAAAGAAAAAGAGGAGGCGUCAGACAUUAUCGGCAUCCGCGGCGUCGCUCGUGGUGUUAGCCGUGGAGUGGGCUAGCACCGCCGUAUUCCUGCCGUUAACCAUCGGGGCUUCGCUGGUCAGUCUUCCGGUCUUGGUCGCGAGGAGGGUAGGGAGGGUCCUGCUUGGAGUUGUUUCGGGGGACCAGGGGCGGAGAGACCGAGAUCGGAACUUUGAUCGAAAGAGGGAGAUGGAGCGCGGGAGGGGUCCGGCGAGGAGGUAUACCUCGUCCUCAGCAAAAGGCAAAGCGCCACAGAGCCAGGCUCAGACGGCCGAACAGGUGCAGACUCAGACGCGCAGGCCAAUUUCUUCAGUUCAGCCGACGCGUGCGAAGCGGGAACAGGGACGGGAACGGGAACGGGAGCGUGAAAGAGCUUUGGUUUUCGAGGAAGAGGAUUAA
Molecule: messenger RNA, 1260 nt
Organism: Aspergillus calidoustus
Lineage: Eukaryota; Fungi; Ascomycota; Eurotiomycetes; Eurotiales; Aspergillaceae
Source: the annotation of a GenBank genome assembly